AAUCAAUAAUGACAUUAAUUAAUCUGAUAUUUGAUUGAUCUUUGUAUUUCAACUUUGCUACUAAUUUCUAAUUAUUAUUCAAUUUGUAAAAAAAAAUUCGAUUCGAAAUGAUGAAACCUACAAUCGAAGAAUCUACAAAUAUGACAGCCAUCGCUACCUCCACAUUCACCACCACCAACACCAUGACCACCACCAAUAAUAUUCCAAAGAUAAUGGUAUUUCGACCGACUUUGGAUGAAAUGAAAGAUUUUUCCAAAUAUUUAGAAUAUAUGGAAUCAAAAGGUGCACAUCAUGGUGGUCUUGCAAAGAUUAUUCCACCACCUGAAUGGAUACCACGAAAAUCUGGAUAUGAUAAUAUCAAUGUACAGAUAAAAUGUCCAAUAAAACAAGUGGUCAGUGGUAGUCAAGGAUAUUAUCAACAAUUCAAUAUAUCAAGUCGUUCGAUAAGUUUUCGUGAUUUUCAAAAACUUGCAAAUUCACCCGAUUAUCGUACACCGGAUUUUUUUGAUUAUGAUGAUCUGGAACGUAAAUAUUGGAAAAAUAUUACUUAUAAUUCGGCAAUUUAUGGUGCCGAUGUUCCUGGAUCAUUAACCGAUAAUGAUUGUAAAGAAUUUAAUAUCAAUAAUUUGAAUACAAUUUUGGAUCUUAUUAAUGAUAGUUAUGGUAUAAAAAUUAUGGGUGUUAAUACUGCAUAUCUUUAUUUUGGUAUGUGGAAAUCAUCAUUCGCAUGGCAUACUGAAGAUAUGGAUCUUUAUAGUAUUAAUUAUCUACAUUUUGGUGCACCAAAAUCCUGGUAUUGUGUACCACCGGAAUUUGGGAAAAAAUUGGAAAAACUUGCCAACGAAUUAUUCAUGUCACAAUAUCAAGAAUGUCCGGCAUUUUUACGUCAUAAAAUGACAAUAAUUUCACCACAAAUCCUACGAAAAUAUUCAAUACCAUAUAAUAAAAUAACACAGGAAAAAGGUGAAUUUAUGAUUACAUUUCCAUAUUCAUAUCAUGCUGGUUAUAAUCAUGGUUUGAAUUGUGCUGAAUCGACAAAUUUUGCUUUACCACGAUGGAUUGAAUAUGGAAAACGUGCAACAAUCUGCCAUUGUCGUGCCGAUACGGUAAAAAUUAAUAUGGAUGUUUUUGUUAAAAUAUUUCAAUCCGAACGUUAUGAUAAUUGGUUGGAAGGUAAAGAUAUUGGACCGGAUCCAAAAGAUCCGACAAACGUUUGUGCCGCUCCAUCACCAUAUUAUCUUGAAAGUGAUUAUAGUUCGAAAAUAAAACCAAAACGACAACCAUCAUAUAAACGGCAACUGAUACAACAGAAUAAAAAUACCCUAAAUCAAUUAUUGGUUGAAGAAGAAUAUUGUCCAGAAGAUUUUGAAUGUGAAGAUAAUGAUGAUUCACCGGAUUAUUGUUAUUAUAAUGAAAAUUAUCGUAAUGGUGAAAAAAAUUUUAAAUCAAGAAGAAAAAAAUCUAAAUGUACAACAACAACAGCGAAUAAUGAUAAAAAUCUUAAUGAUUGUACAAGCAAUAAUAAUAAUAAUAUGGCAAAAAUGAAUAAUGGUUGUGAUCAUAAUAAUGAAUCAACAACAACAAUGAAUAAUGGCAAUAAUCAGAAUAAUAAUAAAUUAAUAACAUAUGAUUUGGAUAAUUUUCAUUUGAAUGAGGCUAUAACAUCAUUAGAUCAACUAUCUAAACGUACUAUACAAUAUACUGAUAAUCCACAAGCAUUUUAUGAUGAAAUUAAUUUAAAUUAUUUUUCAUCAUUAAUCGAUCCAUUUUGUUCAAUUUGUAUAUUAUUACGUUCAUUUGAAUUUUUACAACAAGAUUUAACAAAAAUUAGUACAAAUCAUCUUCAUCCACCAUUACAUAGUCGUAUUUUGAUACCAAAAUUAUUAUUUAAUUUAAAAAUUAAAACCAAUUCAGAUGGCGAUGAUGAUCAAUCAAAUGUGAUUAAUAACAAUAACAAUGAUAAUGAUGAUCAUAAUCAACAAUCAAAUUUAUUGAUUUGUUCAUCAUGUAAAUUAUGUGUUCAUUUUUCUUGUUAUGGCGUUGAACAAAUCCCAGAUAAUCCACGUGAAUGGCAAUGUGAUCGUUGUCAAUCAGGUGAUUAUGAUGCUGCAUGUUGUCUUUGUCCAUUACGUGGUGGUCCAUUAAAACAAACUUUAUGUAAACAAUGGGCACAUUUAACUUGUUCAUUAGUUAUAACAAAUAUUAAAUUUGAUAAACGUAUUGUUUGGAAACCGAUUGAUAUUAGUAUUACAUGUUGUUUUUGUUCACAAAAAUCGAAUGGUGGUAAUAUUUCCAAUUAUAUAAUGGGAUUAUGUGUACGAUGUUCAAAUCAACAAUGUAUGGAAUAUUUUCAUGUAACCUGUGCUCAUCGUGAAGGCGUUCAAUUUGAAUUGAAUGAUAAUCUGACAUCAUUUCGUUUGAUUUGUAAAAAAUGUCAAUUGAAUAAAUUUUAUCGAAACUCAUCAACUAUUACUAGCAACAACAACAACAACCAUAUCAAUCAACAACAACAACAACAAAAUGAAAAUUUAGAAUUAGAUCAAAUGGUUAUUGCACGUUAUUCACCAAAUUGUUAUUCAUAUGCACGGAUUAUUGAACAUUUUGAUGAAAUGAUGCAUCAUGUACAAUUUGUUGAUAAUACAUUUGUUAAUAAUAUUCAUUCGGCUGAUAUUUUGAAUCGUGAUUGUGAAAAAGAUCGUCCAAUGAUUGGUGAUCCAAUCGAAGUAAUAUGGAAUCGUGAACAAUUACAUGGAAAAUAUGCUGGUUGUCAUAUAACAAAAAUGUAUCGUAUUGAAUUUGAUAAUGGCCAACAAACAUCAUUUAAACGUGAAGAUUUAUAUAAAUUAAAUGAUGAUAUACCGAAACGUGUUCAGGUUCGAAUUACUGAUAAUCUUGAUUAGCGAUAUUGAUUACUAUACUCGAUUUAUAUUAACUACAAUCAAACAAACCACACACACUUUAAUAUUAUCAAAAUUUUUUUUAUUUAUGUCGGUGUAAAUAUUAUAUCAUCACCAUCACCACCAUUAUUAUUAUCAUUAUUAUUAUUAUCGAUAGCAA
This is a messenger RNA of Dermatophagoides pteronyssinus (European house dust mite), 3057 nucleotides long. RefSeq names its product lysine-specific demethylase 4C-like. The record is from RefSeq and is a predicted model, not a curated record. Gene Ontology annotation, cellular component: chromatin; nucleus. Gene Ontology annotation, biological process: chromatin remodeling; regulation of gene expression. NCBI's taxonomy places the organism in Eukaryota, Metazoa, Arthropoda, Arachnida, Sarcoptiformes, Pyroglyphidae. Gene Ontology annotation, molecular function: histone H3K36 demethylase activity; histone H3K9 demethylase activity.